This is a messenger RNA of Salvelinus namaycush (lake trout), 526 nucleotides long. Its product is annotated as 60S acidic ribosomal protein P2-like. Gene Ontology annotation, biological process: cytoplasmic translational elongation. The transcript has 5 exons. Gene Ontology annotation, cellular component: ribosome; cytosolic large ribosomal subunit. Lineage: Eukaryota; Metazoa; Chordata; Actinopteri; Salmoniformes; Salmonidae. Gene Ontology annotation, molecular function: structural constituent of ribosome. The record is from RefSeq and is a predicted model, not a curated record. Bases 134 to 472 code for a protein of 112 amino acids.
AUGCACCAUAACGUUGGAUGCCAACUGCCGAUAAAUCCCACCGAAGAAGAAGAAGACGACGCGAGACUCUUCCCCUCUCUCCCUUCCAGAAAAUUCAGCGUGACUGACGUUUCGUGUCUCUAUAGACUUAAAAAUGCGUUACGUGGCCGCUUACCUCCUGGCUGUGCUCGGUGGCAACACCAGCCCCUCCUCAAAGGACAUCAAGACCAUCCUGGGGAGUGUUGGAAUCGAGGCCGAAGCUGAGCGCCUAGACAAGGUUGUCAAUGAAUUAAAUGGAAAAGACAUCAAUGAAGUCAUGAACUCUGGCCUCUCUAAGUUGGCCUCCGUGCCAGCAGGUGGUGCUGUGGCAGCUCCUGCAGCUGGCGCUGCAGCUGGCACUGCUCCUGUUGCUGCGGAAGAGAAAAAGGAGGAGAAGAAAGAGGAAUCUGAAGAGGGAUCUGAUGACGACAUGGGAUUCGGCCUCUUUGAUUAAUUUUUCUUCCGUGAGAAGUGAAAAAACAAUAAAAUUUGAAAUUGUUACCAGAAA